This is a messenger RNA of Tetrahymena thermophila SB210, 1260 nucleotides long. RefSeq lists its product as hypothetical. The record is from RefSeq and is a predicted model, not a curated record. Lineage: Eukaryota; Ciliophora; Oligohymenophorea; Hymenostomatida; Tetrahymenidae. The transcript has 6 exons.
UCUCUAAUAAUAAAAAAAUAUUUACUUUUUGAAUUUAGCUUUAAGAUAUUUAUAAUUAAUAAGUAUUAACAAAUAAAUAAAUUAAUUAAUUAAUUUAUAAACUAACUAACUAAUUUCAAUUCAUAGAUAAAUAGAUAACCAUUUUUAGAUUUUUCUUAGCAAAUGUUCAAUUAAUAACAAGGAUAAGCAAAUGGCGGUGGCUUAUUUGGUGGUGCUUAGAAUAAAACAACCAAUCCUGUAUUAGGAGGUGGAUAAGGCGGUGGUCUUUUUACUGGUGCAACUGCAAAUUAACCAACUAUUGGUACAGGAGCAACUACUGGAGCUGCUGCUGGAGGAGGAAUAUUCUAAAAUAAGACUAAUACACCAUCAACAUCUUUAUUUAAUGGAGGAGCUACCGGAACAGGAUUAACUAUUGGAUAAAAUUAAUAAGCCCCUACAAAUACAAAUCCAACUAAUCCUCCUACUGUUGGUGGUGGACUUUUCGCUUAAAAUAAUCAAAAUCCUAGUACAGCAGGAAACUAAACAGGAAUUUUUGGAAAUAAAACUAACAUUUUAAAUCCAGGAGCUACUGGUACUACUGCUACUACUACUACAGGAACACUUUUAGGAAAUCCUAGCACUACUGCAGCUACCACCACAGCUGUGACAGGUACUAAUGCCCAACCCGGUUAGUAAAACAACGCUUAAUAGCCAGCUAACAAUAUUGAUGUCUCACUUACAAAUGAGAAACUUAAUCCUUUAGUUUAAAAAUGGAAAAGAAAAAUUUAAAGCUAAUCAGAAAAUCUUUUGUAAAUAUAUACAUCGUUGGGAGAAAGUUUAACUUAAAUAGAACAAUGCUCUAAAUAUUAUGAAAAUCUUGCUUAAAUUAGCCAAGGAUUAAAUGGAUAAUUUGAUUAAAUUAAUGUAGAAGUGAAGAAUAUCGAAUAAUAUUAGACUCAAAUAGAAUCCCAUCUCGAUAUAAUUAGAUCUAAAUUAAUUAAGCAAUUAGAGCUUUAGGGCGAUUCUGAAUCAAAUGCCUUCAAAUAGCCUAUUGGUGAAAAAAUUUAAGCUAUUGACUUUGGUCUUGCACAAAUAGAGAAAAAUGUUAAUUAACUUAUUGACGAAAUAAAUCCUUAAAAAGAAUAAACACAAGACAGUAAAAAAACAAUUUAAGAGAGUCUUAAUUCUUACUAUUAAAUUUUAGAAAAGCUUGAAUAUGAUACUAUAAACCUCUAAUUUAAGCUUUAAUCUGUAGCAGAAAAAGUUGCAGACUAAAUUUGA